CUCCUUUUUGUUUCUUCGAAGAAUCAAGAAAGAAAGAAAAAGAAAAAAAAAAAAAAAGAACAACAACAAAAAAAGAAAAAAAAGCCGAAAGAAAUAGAAUAGUUUAUGUAUGACGUAUGACAGAGACAUUAUCUGAAAUAAUUUUGAUUUCGAGUGGACGAUAUCAUCGAAAAGAAAAAAAAUAAAGAAAAAAAAAAAAACAGAAGAAGUAGAAUCAAUAAGCAAUCAGUACAGAUUAUCUAUCUUUGUACGUGCUCGGUCUCGGUACUUUCUGGAAAAAGGAAUUUCUUUUUUUUUUUCUCUUUUUUUUUCAAAAACCCAAUCGCUCGUUUUAAUCGUAACCUCGUCACUAUCCAGUUAUCUAGAAAUGAGAAAAUGUGAGAUUUAUUUUGUGCCUGGCUCCUCUCACUCUCGCGGCGGCUUUUGAAUCACGACCAUUGUGAUAGAUCCAUACAUAACCUAACACAUAUCUGCUCUAACGCAUGUACCUCUCAUUCGCAUUUUUAUAGUUAACAGUGUCGCAUCGAGCUUUCUACGUAUUUAUCAUCAAAGCAAGAAAAGAUAUUGCGAGUACUGCAAAGAUGACUAUAGAACAACGAUCAUCUACAAAUCCAGAAAAACAUACCCCAAGUACUAUAACAAUAACUAUAUCCGUUAUAACCCAUCUUCUUUUAUUGGCACCCGUUAUAUACAUCAUUGUACUGUCAGCCGAAACUUACAAUCUCUUCUCGUGGCAUCCGAUGUUAACAACGAUUGGGAUCGGUCUGCUUACGUUGGAAGCAAUAUUUUGCGUAUCAGGAGAAGCUUAUGUGUCCUCGAGGAUUACAAGGAAGAAUCGAAUUUUAAUACAUUGGCUACUACAGAGCUUUGGAUUUGGUCUUAUGUUAGCUGGCGUUAUUAUUAUAAUCGUAAUGAAAGGUAAUCGUCCGCAUUUCAAAUCUGUACACGGAAAGCUUGGAUUAUCCGCAACGAUACUUUGCGCAUUGAUAUUAAUAAGUGGUAUUUUAGCCGACAAUACAAAAUGGUUUUAUCCACGUAUCAGACCAAUAACCAUUAAGAUUAUUCAUGCCGUAGGUGGUAUGUUAGUUACAAUUAUUUUACUUGCCGCUUUAAUUAAUGGCACUUAUACCCAUUGGUGGCCUGGUAGCAUAGUAGGUAGAGAUUUAACAUUUGCAUCGUUCGUUAUCGGUACAUUUUUCAUAAUGAUCAAACCGAUAUUAGGUGCCGCGUCAAGAAUCAAAUUCAUGUUUAGAAAAACAUCGUCGAACACGUGAUUUUCUUGUAUUUCGUAUUUUCUUUUUUUCUUUUUUUUUUUUUUUUUUUUUUUGUUAUUUUUUUUUAUCGUCUAGUACUUCCUGAAAUGUAUGUCCUUUUUUUGCUUUUAUCUAAUUCGAGAUCCACGCGGCUAAUGGAAAUAAUCUAAUCUUUUUUAUUUUUUAUUAUUAUUAUUACUAUUUUUUUUUUUCUUUUUUUUUAACAGAAAUUAUGAUCGAUUUCAUUAUCAUGGAUUAUAUAUAUAUAUAU
Molecule: messenger RNA, 1524 nt
Organism: Vespa crabro (European hornet)
Lineage: Eukaryota; Metazoa; Arthropoda; Insecta; Hymenoptera; Vespidae
Product: transmembrane reductase CYB561D2-like
Exons: 3
Coding region: 582-1274 (230 amino acids)
Molecular function (GO): transmembrane monodehydroascorbate reductase activity
Source: RefSeq, a predicted model, not a curated record